Messenger RNA from Trichechus manatus latirostris (Florida manatee), 1919 nucleotides. RefSeq names its product prostaglandin reductase 2 (gene PTGR2). Gene Ontology annotation, molecular function: 15-oxoprostaglandin 13-reductase [NAD(P)+] activity. Lineage: Eukaryota; Metazoa; Chordata; Mammalia; Sirenia; Trichechidae. The transcript is spliced from 10 exons. Gene Ontology annotation, biological process: prostaglandin metabolic process. The coding region runs from base 154 to 1209 and encodes 351 amino acids. The record is from RefSeq and is a predicted model, not a curated record.
GCCUGCGUCCUGCGGUCGGCGGGGAGCGGUCGUGCGAAGAGCUGGGGUCGUGAGGCGAGUCCCGCGCAGCCUAGCAAGCCGCGGGAGGUUACCCUUUUUGUUCAGCCGCGGAAUUGUAUAGAAAUCUCGUGAGGCCACUUUGCAAAUAGGGUGAUGAUUGUGCAAAGAAUGGUAUUGAAUUCCCGACCUGGAAAAAAUGGUAAUCCAGUGGCAGGGAAUUUCCGACUGGAGGAGGUCAGUUUACCAGAUAAUAUUGCUGAAGGACAAGUACAAGUUAGAACUCUUUAUCUUUCUGUGGAUCCUUACAUGCGUUGUAGAAUGAAUGAAGACACUGGUAGUGAUUAUCUAACACCUUGGCAGCUGUCUCAAGUGGUUGAUGGUGGGGGUGUUGGAAUUAUAGAAGAGAGCAAACACACAAAUUUGACCAAAGGUGAUUUUGUGACUUCUUUCUGUUGGCCCUGGCAAACCAAGGUUAUUCUAGAUGGAAAUGUCCUUGAAAAGGUAGACCCACAACUUGUGGAUGGACACCUUUCAUAUUUUCUUGGAGCUAUAGGUAUGCCUGGUUUGACCUCCUUGUUUGGAAUACAAGAAAAAGGCCAUGUAACUCCUGGCGCCAAUCAGACAAUGGUUGUCAGUGGAGCUGCUGGUGCUUGUGGCUCUUUGGCUGGGCAGAUUGGCCAUUUGCUGGGCUGUUCCAGAGUGGUGGGAAUUUGUGGGACAAAUGAGAAGUGCCUCCUUUUGACCUCAGAACUGGGCUUUGAUGCUGCAAUUAAUUAUAAAAAAGGGAACGUGGCAGAACAACUACGAGAGUUGUGCCCAGCUGGAGUGGAUGUUUACUUUGACAAUGUUGGUGGUGACAUCACUGACGCAGUGAUAAGUCAGAUGAAUCAGAACAGCCACAUCAUCCUGUGUGGUCAAAUUUCUCAGUACAACAAGGAUGUGCCUUAUCCUCCCCCACUGCCCCCUGCUGUAGAAGCAAUCCGGAAAGAAAGGAACAUCACAAGGGAAAGAUUUCUGGUGUUAAAUUAUAAGGACAGAUUUGAGCCUGGCAUUCUACAACUGGGCCAGUGGUUUAAAGAAGGAAAACUAAAGAUCAAAGAGACUGUGAUAAAUGGAUUGGAAAACAUGGGAGCUGCAUUCCAGUCCUUGAUGACAGGAGGUAACAUCGGAAAGCAGAUAGUUUGCAUUUCAGAAGAAUUCACUUUGUAAUUUCUGGAAGAGUGGUCAUCAAGGAAAUCACACAGAUUUCCCAUUUUGUACAAAGAGUUUUCAAGAUACAUUUACAAAAAAAAAACUACUUAGAGUACAGAUAACUUUUAAUUUAAAUGUGAGCAUAGGUGAAAAUUUCUUAGGUGCUUGAUAUAUUCGUUCCUAUAUCAUAAAGGUCAUGUGCGUACUCUACAUCCACCAUAUGAUUAUUUACAGUAAGAUUGAUGGCAACAUGAUCUAGUUUUCUUUCUCGUUUUGCUAAAACUAAUAUUACAUAUACUUUUUAUUAGAUAUUCUGAAGCCACUAUAGAGUUGAUGCAAUUGUUUAUGGCUCUUACAAAAUAGAACAUAAUAAAUUAUUUUUUAUUAAUUUAAACUAGAAUGCUCAAGAUACACCUUUUUAGUUCAGAUCUUUUUUUUAAUAAUGCAGAUAUUAAAAUUUAACAUUUUUGUAGCAAUAAGUUCCAAACAUUUAUUUGAAUAGCCCUAAACUUCCUGGGAAAGUCAACCUUGAUAGAAUUUGGUUUUCAAAAUAGGUUUGCUAAAAAGGUAAUUCUUUCUUUUUGAGAUUUGUCUAUGUCUGCCAGCAGUUAAGUCACAUAAUUUGUGUUUAUCCAAUUAAGAAGUGGGCAAAAUGGGAUUUAUCUUCUGAUUUAUAAAGUACAUUUUUGUCAUGCAGUUUACUUUAAAAUAAAAAGACACAAAACUUG